CCCCGAGCUGGGAGCCCCCACUUCUCCAGCCCCUCUCCGGCAGGCACGUGGACUAAUGUGGGGCCAGGAAUGCGGCCCCUCAGGUCCCCACCCUGCCCUGAGGGUGUAACACGCUGGCCACCCCCGCCCCCCACCUCCACCUCCAGGGAGACACUAAGGAGGGUUUGUUGGGAAGGGGGAGCGGGAGGGAGAGGAGAGGAGGGCGGGGAGGCGGGAGGGAAAGACAAAGAAAGGGGUGCGGCAAGUGGCAGGCGCCCGCGGGAGGAGAGUGACCUCAGCGCCAGAGAAGCAUCUGCUCAGCCUCAGAGCGAGGGCGGGCCGAGGUCGAGGCGCCCCCUCUCCCCUCUCCCCUCUCCGCGGCAGAUCUCUCUGCGGCUCCGCAGCUGCGGUGCAGGGCCCGGGCCUCACCGGCCAGCCGGGCGCUGUCCUGCGUGUGAACUGCAGCUCGGGGCUCCUGCCGCGACCAUCCGCUGCCCGCACCCCCGCCACCCGCCCUCCGGCCGCGCCUGCUGGGUCAUGGGAGCCCCAAGUCAGGCCACCACCUGGGGCAGGGCCCUCUGGGCUCUCCUCCUGGCCACACUGGGGUCCGCGGCGAGCCAGCCGCUGGGGGCGGAGUCUGUCUGCACAGCCCGACCGCUGGCCAAGUACAGCCUCACCUUCACGGGCAAGUGGAGCCAGACGGCCUUCCCCAAGCAGUACCCCCUGUUCCGGCCCCCCGCACAGUGGUCGUCCCUGCUGGGGGCGGCGCACAGCUCGGACUACAGCAUGUGGAGAAAGAACCAGUACGUGAGCGACGGGCUGAGGGACUUCGUCGAGCGGGGCGAGGCCUGGGCGCUGAUGCGGGAGCUGGAGGCGGCGGGAGAGAAGCUGCAGAGCGUGCACGAGGUGUUCUCGGCGCCCGCCGUGCCCAGCGGCACCGGGCACACGUCCGCCGAGCUGGAGGCCCACGCCAGGCACUCGCUGGUUUCCUUCGUGGUCCGAAUCGUGCCCAGCCCCGACUGGUUCGUGGGCGUGGACAGUCUGGACCUGUGUGACGGGGACCGCUGGAGGGAGCAGGUCGAGGUCGACCUGUACCCCUACGACGCUGGCACGGACAGCGGCUUCACCUUCUCCUCCCCCAACUUCGCCACCAUCCCGCAGGACACGGUGACGGAGAUAACCUCCUCCUCUCCCAGCCACCCGGCAAACUCCUUCUACUACCCCCGGCUGAAGUCCCUGCCCCCCAUCGCCAGAGUGACCCUGGUGCGACUCCGGCAGAAUCCCAGGACCUUCGUGCUGCCCCCCCCAGGCCCGCUGGGCGGGGGCAAUGAGAUCACGGACAGCCUCUCAGGUCCAGAAACGCCGCUGGACUGCGAAGUCUCCUUGUGGUCGUCCUGGGGGCUGUGUGGGGGUCCCUGCGGGAAGCUGGGGGCCAAGAGCAGGACUCGCUACGUCCGCGUGCAGCCUGCCAACCACGGGACGCCCUGCCCCGAGCUGGAGGAGGAGGCGGAGUGCGUCCCCGACAACUGCGUCUGAGACCAGACCCCGGGCCCCUCGACCCCACGUGGUGGCCCAGCCUGGUUGUGCAGCGGGCCAGGCGGGGCUUCGUCCGUCACCCCUCUGAGCUCCACCGCUGACACACGUGCCUUGGGCUGCUGGAGCAGGACGGCGGGAAAGGCGCCUCCUUUCCGCAAGCUUUCCUCUCGGGCGCCCGGUCCUGAGGUCCCCUCUCGUGGGUGAGUCUCUGCUGUAAACCGUGUCCUGCCCUGUUCACCAUAGUUCAAGGCCAUCUUGCACGCAGACGACUUGUACGUGGUGCCCGCUGGGCCACCUGCAGGAGAGCCACGCACCCCAGGCCCAGAGCCCCAAGCCACACGUGCAUGACAUACCUCGGACCUGCCCUCCCAGGCGCCCACACCCCUGCCUGCCCCUCUCAGCCAGGCUGCCUCGGCAGGCCACGCAGGUCAGGUGCAUAAAGGAGAGCAGACACUGACCCCUCACCUUGGCGUGGUCGUAUGACCGAUUUCCCUGCACUUGAAUAAAGACUGUUUCGUGACCGCA
Acinonyx jubatus (cheetah) is the source of this 2040-nucleotide messenger RNA. RefSeq names its product spondin-2. Gene Ontology annotation, biological process: cell adhesion. Lineage: Eukaryota; Metazoa; Chordata; Mammalia; Carnivora; Felidae. The record is from RefSeq and is a predicted model, not a curated record. The coding region runs from base 70 to 1515 and encodes 481 amino acids. Gene Ontology annotation, cellular component: extracellular matrix. The transcript has 6 exons.